AGUUUUCCCGUUUCCCUCGUCUUCUUCUCCGCGGUUUAUACUCCCCCAAAAACCCUAGUUCGCUUUCGUCUCCGUACUCACUCCCGCCAUGGAACCCGCUGUCGUCAAAGCAGAAGCGGCGGCGGCGGAGGAGGAAGCCGCGAUCGUACCGGGAAUCGCCGCCAGCCACGGGCUUUUCAUAACUGACGGCGGUUCGUUAUACGACGGAUUUGAUGACCACGAAGAUUACUGGGAAGAAGAUAUGGAUGGAACGCCAGGUCCUUGCAGGAAGAAGGCCAGAGCUGCCGUGGAAUCCGCAUUGCCUUUGGGAUUUCUGGAUCCUCUUCCGCCGGAAGAGCGCGCUUGUUUCAACUCCAGGAUACGGGCUUUGCCGCCGUCAACUCCGGGGGGCGUGGAAUCGGGGAACCAGCAGUUGCCUGUAGCUGUUAAGCCGGAGGGGGAAGCUUGUGUUCCGGCGUUCCAGAGGUGUAAGCAGUUCUGGAAAGCAGGGGAUUAUGAGGGAACUGUUCAAUCGACUUCUUCUCCCUCGCAUUAUGUUGCCAUAGAUCAUGUCAGAGUUCAUCCUAAAUUCCUGCAUUCGAAUGCCACGAGUCACAAGUGGGCUCUGGGAGCUUUUGCAGAGCUUUUAGACAAUGCUUUAGAUGAGGUUUGCAAUGGAGCUACCUAUGUCAAUGUAGAUGUGCUGAAUAGCAACAGAGACAACAGUAGGAUCUUACUUGUUGAAGAUAAUGGUGGGGGAAUGACUCCUGAUAAAAUGCGACAAUGCAUGUCUCUUGGGUAUUCUGCAAAAAGCAAAAUGGCGAAUACCAUUGGCCAAUAUGGAAACGGUUUUAAGACAAGUUCUAUGAGGCUUGGAGCAGAUGUGGUUGUAUUCUCUCGUUGCCAGGCUAGAGAUGGGAGGAGUCCUACACAAAGUAUUGGAAUGCUAUCCUACUCAUUUUUAAGGGGAACAGGAAAAGAAGAUAUCGUGGUUCCCAUGAUUGAUUUUGAAAAAAGAGGAGAAUCUUGGGAUAUGAUGAUUAGAUCUUCUGUCAAUGACUGGAACAGAAAUUUAGAGACUAUAAUGCAGUGGUCUCCAUAUUUAAGUGAAGAUGAUCUCUUACAGCAGUUUGAUUUCUUGAAUGAUCAAGGCACUCGUAUUAUUAUAUACAAUCUGUGGGAGGAUGAUGAAGGAUCACCAGAGCUUGAUUUUGACACAGAUCAACAUGACAUUCAAAUACGGGGUGUUAAUCGGGAUGAGAAGAAGAUUGCGAUGGCAAAGACUUACCCAGACUCUACGCAUUUUCUGACUUACCAACAUUCAUUAAGAAGUUACGCGUCAAUUUUGUAUUUAAAGCUACCAUCUGGCUUUCGAAUCAUUUUACGAGGGGAGGAUGUUGAGCAUCAUAAUUUAGUUAAUGAUAUGAUGCUUUCAAAAGAGAUAACUUAUAGACCGCAGCCUAUUGCUGGCGAGCAUGCUCAUAAGAACCCAAAUCUGUACGCUUUGGUGAAUAUUGGUUUUGCCAAAGAUGCAAAAUAUCACAUUGAUAUCCAAGGUUUCAACGUCUAUCAUAAGAAUCGGCUUAUCAAGCCAUUUUGGAGGGUCUGGAAUGCUGCAGGAAGUGAUGGCCGUGGCGUGAUAGGUGUCUUAGAAGCUAAUUUCAUAGAGCCAGCCCAUGAUAAACAAGGAUUUGAGCGCACCAUUGUUCUUGCAAGACUUGAAAACCGUUUGCAAUCCAUGCAGAAGGAAUAUUGGGUGACAAACUGUCAUCUGAUUGGCUAUGCUAAGAGGCGUGACAAGAAAAGCAUCUCCCCCGCUGUUAGAAGCAAGUCUUCUUCGAGAUUUAUCUCGAAUGACCAUUGUUCCGAUAAAUCUAUUUCCAUAAACAAUGUUAAGCUUGAGCUAGGAUCAGAUACAAGUUAUGAGAACGUUGGCCCGGUUCCGUAUGGGACUGUAGCAAAUCCAUUCCAUGCACCAUUAAUCAAAGAAUAUAAGAGGCCUGGUAGAACGGCUGGAUGCUUAGCUUUAAAUUUGAGAAAUUUCAGUGGAGAUGAACAAGAUAUAAAUUGCACCCACCACUCUAUGAUGAUACAUAAGAUGAAGGAGGAGAACUUUGAACUCAAGAAAAGCCUGGAGGCAGCUUUGAAUGAUUUGCAGUUUGAAAGGGACCGAAAUCUGAUACUAGAAAACAAGAUUCUUACGGCAGGGAAAAUGUCUGGGUUCGUUGAUAAGGACCGGGAAUUAGCUUACGGUUUUGCAGAAGAACUGGUUAGAAAAGAGGAAGAGGAGGAGAGACUAAGGAGCAGACUAAAGGAUGCUUCAGAAACCAUACAAGAUUUGCUGGACAAAGUGAAGAUGCUUGAAGAUGUCUGCAUAAAUUUAUUUGUUGGGACUAUCAUAGACGCGGGCAGACAUUAGGGACGCGCAAACUGUUUGUUUUUUAGAAGACAAAUCACUUAAAAACGUCUUCCAAUUCCAAACAAAGACAUAAACCUUAGCUUCUCACCCUUCUCAAUCUAAAACCUACCCUCUUCUCAUCCGCCUCCCUUCCGGACUUCUCUUUCCCUCCGCCGCGACUUCUCUCUCCCUCCGCCGGCGUCCAUCUCCCUCCUCAUCAACUCCAGCGGCGCCGCCCUCCUUCUCGCAAUUGUGAGAUUGCAAGUCACGAUUGCAACUCCAGCGGCGCCGGCCUCCUCCUCUCAAUUGAGAUUGCAACUCCAUCGACGCCGGCCUCCUCCUCUCAAUUGAGAUUGCAACUCCAGCGGCGCCGGCCUCCUCCUCUCAAUUGAGAUUGCAACUCCAGCGGCGCCGGCCUCCUCCUCAGUGAAAUGGAGAAAAACAACAAUGGUCAAAUGAGGAAAUAAAAUGCUUAUUAGAGACUUGUAUUGAAGAGGUAAACACGUUGGGUAAAAAAGGGUUGAGUUUGCACAAAGAGUCGUGGAAUAAGUUAGGAAGAGUUCUCAAGGAAAGGUUUGGGCAAGGAAAUCCCAAACAAUGAACUGAACUGCUACGUAUGUCUCGUGAAUCCUUUGUCUGACUAUGUGCACAUUUUAGAAUGAAUUAUUCGUUUAAGGAUAGUAAACAUGUAUCGGUUGAGGAGAAGAUGGCUAUAUUUUUUAUGAUAAUCGGUCAUAAUCAACGUUACGUGGUUAUCAAGCGUAUAUUUCAACACUCAAAGCAAACUAUUAAUAAAUUUUUUUAUGAAGUCUUGGAUAAGAUGAUGCUUUUCGCCAAAGAUAUGAUAGUACAAACUUCAUUCAAUCCGAAUCCAAACAUUCCAGAAUUCCAGGACAAAACAAGAGGCUACGGUGGAUUUUUAAAGGUGCGGUUGGUGCACUAGAUGGAACUUUGAUACACGCAGUUGUCCCUAGUAGUAAACAAGAUUUAUAUAGAGGAAGAGGGAAAGGGGAUUGUUAUAAAAAUGUAUUAGCAAUUUGUGACUUCAACAUGAUUUUUACGUUCAUUGUGGCUGGUUGGGAAGGGGUAGCACAUGAUGCUAGAAUAUUGUCAGAGGUGUUAUCAGAUCCACAUGCACCAUUCCCGAUUCCACCACCAGGUAUGUUUAUGGUUUUUUAAAUAUGUCUAUCGUACUUCAAUACCUUAAUUGAUUUAUUUCUUUACAGAUACGUAUUAUCUUUGUGAUGCCGCGUAUGGACAUACACGAGGAUUUAUUGCUCCAUAUCGUAAUGUGAGGUAUUGGCUUGGAGAUUUUCGUGGAAGACGUGCAUUCACCAAUAAAGAGAAAUUUAACCAUGCACAUGCAAAACUUCGAAACGUUAUUGAGCGUGCUUUUGGUGUUUUGAAAGCCCGAUUCCCUAUAUUGAAGAGGAUGACACCAUUUCCGUUGGCUACACAAAGGAACAUUGUCAUUGCAUGUUUCGCGCUACAUAAUUUUAUAAGGAAAGAGGGCUUGAGCGAUGACUUCUUUACAAAAUAUGAUCAACUAAACGUGUCAUUAGGAAAUCGCCGUAGGCACGUUGAUGUUGAUGAAGAAGAGGUUGAAGUACACGGUACUGCAGCAGAUCGUGAAUAUAUGAUCAAGUUACGA
Cuscuta campestris is the source of this 4028-nucleotide messenger RNA. The record is from the annotation of a GenBank genome assembly. NCBI's taxonomy places the organism in Eukaryota, Viridiplantae, Streptophyta, Magnoliopsida, Solanales, Convolvulaceae.